AUGUUGGAUUUGAUGAGUAUAAAACUUGUCGAUCCAGAAUUUUGGUCACCUUUGCAAGAUCGACAUGAUGUUGGGAGCAGAACUGGAGAGGAGGUGGAGGGAGCGGAGGAGAAGGGGGAGGGAGAGCAGGAGAAGGGGGAGGAGGAGGAGGGGGUGGAGGAGGAGGGGGUGGAGGAGGAGGGGGUGGAGGAGGAGGGGGUGGAGGGGGUGGAGGAGAAGGGGAAGGGGGCGCAGAGAGACGGGGCGCAGAGAGAGGGGGCGCAGACGGAGGGGGCGCAGACGGAGGGGGCGCAGACGGAGGGGGCGCAGACGGAGGGGGCGCAGACGGAGGGGGCGCAGACGGAGGGGGCGCAGACGGAGGGGGCGCAGACGGAGGGGGCGCAGAGGGAGGGGGCGCAGAGGGAGGGGGCGCGGAGGGAGGGGGCGCGGAGGGAGGGGGCGCGGAGGGAGGGGGCGCGGAGGGAGGGGGCGCGGAGGGAGGGGGCGCGGAGGGAGGGGGCGCGGAGGGAGGGGGCGCGGAGGGAGGGGGCGCGGAGGGAGGGGGCGCAGAGGGAGGGGGCGCAGAGGGAGGGGGCGCAGAGGGAGGGGGCGCAGAGGGAGGGGGCGCAGAGGGAGGGGGCGCAGAGGGAGGGGGCGCAGAGGGAGGGGGCGCAGAGGGAGGGGGCGCAGAGGGAGGGGGCGCAGAGGGAGGGGGCGCAGAGGGAGGGGGCGCAGAGGGAGGGGGCGCAGAGGGAGGGGGCGCAGAGGGAGGGGGCGCAGAGGGAGGGGGCGCAGAGGGAGGGGGCGCAGAGGGAGGGGGCGCAGAGGGAGGGGGCGCAGAGGGAGGGGGCGCAGAGGGAGGGGGCGCAGAGGGAGGGGGCGCAGAGGGAGGGGGCGCAGAGGGAGGGGGCGCAGAGGGAGGGGGCGCAGAGGGAGGGGGCGCAGAGGGAGGGGGCGCAGAGGGAGGGGGCGCAGAGGGAGGGGGCGCAGAGGGAGGGGGCGCAGAGGGAGGGGGCGCAGAGGGAGGGGGCGCAGAGGGAGGGGGCGCAGAGGGAGGGGGCGCAGAGGGAGGGGGCGCAGAGGGAGGGGGCGCAGAGGGAGGGGGCGCAGAGGGAGGGGGCGCAGAGGGAGGGGGCGCAGAGGGAGGGGGCGCAGAGGGAGGGGGCGCAGAGGGAGGGGGCGCAGAGGGAGGGGGCGCAGAGGGAGGGGGCGCAGAGGGAGGGGGCGCAGAGGGAGGGGGCGCAGAGGGAGGGGGCGCAGAGGGAGGGGGCGCAGAGGGAGGGGGCGCAGAGGGAGGGGGCGCAGAGGGAGGGGGCGCAGAGGGAGGGGGCGCAGAGGGAGGGGGCGCAGAGGGAGGGGGCGCAGAGGGAGGGGGCGCAGAGGGAGGGGGCGCAGAGGGAGGGGGCGCAGAGGGAGGGGGCGCAGAGGGAGGGGGCGCAGAGGGAGGGGGCGCAGAGGGAGGGGGCGCAGAGGGAGGGGGCGCAGAGGGAGGGGGCGCAGAGGGAGGGGGCGCAGAGGGAGGGGGCGCAGAGGGAGGGGGCGCAGAGGGAGGGGGCGCAGAGGGAGGGGGCGCAGAGGGAGGGGGCGCAGAGGGAGGGGGCGCAGAGGGAGGGGGCGCAGAGGGAGGGGGCGCAGAGGGAGGGGGCGCAGAGGGAGGGGGCGCAGAGGGAGGGGGCGCAGAGGGAGGGGGCGCAGAGGGAGGGGGCGCAGAGGGAGGGGGCGCAGAGGGAGGGGGCGCAGAGGGAGGGGGCGCAGAGGGAGGGGGCGCAGAGAGAGGUGGCGCAGAGGGAGGUGGCGCAGAGGGAGGUGGCGCAGAGGGAGGGGGCGCAGAGGGAGGGGGCGCAGAGGGAGGGGGCGCAGAGGGAGGGGGCGCAGAGGGAGGGGGCGCAGAGGGAGGGGGCGCAGAGGGAGGGGGCGCAGAGGGAGGUGGCGCAGAGGGAGGUGGCGCAGAGGGAGGGGGCGCAGAGGGAGGGGGCGCAGAGGGAGGGGGCGCAGAGGGAGGGGGCGCAGAGGGAGGGGGCGCAGAGGGAGGGGGCGCAGAGGGAGGGGGCGCAGAGGGAGGGGGCGCAGAGGGAGGGGGCGCAGAGGGAGGUGGCGCAGAGGGAGGUGGCGCAGAGGGAGGGGGCGCAGAGGGAGGGGGCGCAGAGGGAGGGGGCGCAGAGGGAGGGGGCGCAGAGGGAGGGGGCAGAGAGGGAGGGGGCAGAGAGGGAGGGGGCAGAGAGGGAGGGGGCGGAGAGGGAGGGGGCGGAGAGGGAGGGGGCGGAGAGGGAGGGGGCGGAGAGGGAGGGGGCGGAGAGGGAUGGGGCGGAGAGGGAUGGGGCGGAGAGGGAUGGGGCGGAGAGGGAUGGGGCGGAGAGGGAGGGGGCGGAGAGGGAUGGGGCGGAGAGGGAUGGGGCGGAGAGGGAGGGGGCGGAGAGGGAGGGGGCGGAGAGGGAGGGGGCGGAGAGGGAGGGGGCGGAGAGGGAGGGGGCGGAGAGGGAGGGGGCGGAGAGGGAGGGGGCGGAGAGGGAGGGGGCGGAGAGGGAGGGGGCGGAGAGGGAGGGGGCGGAGAGGGAGGGGGCGGAGAGGGAGGGGGCGGAGAGGGAUGGGGCGGAGAGGGAGGGGGCGGAGAGGGAGGGGGCGGAGAGGGAGGGGGCGGAGAGGGAGGGGGCGGAGAGGGAGGGGGCGGAGAGGGAGGGGGCGGAGAGGGAGGGGGCGGAGAGGGAGGGGGCGGAGAGGGAGGGGGCGGAGAGGGAGGGGGCGGAGAGGGAGGGGGCGGAGAGGGAGGGGGCGGAGAGGGAGGGGGCGGAGAGGGAGGGGGCGGAGAGGGAGGGGGCGGAGAGGGAGGGGGCGGAGAGGGAGGGGGCGGAGAGGGAGGGGGCGGAGAGGGAGGGGGCGGAGAGGGAGGGGGCGGAGAGGGAGGGGGCGGAGAGGGAGGGGGCGGAGAGGGAGGGGGCGGAGAGGGAGGGGGCGGAGAGGGAGGGGGCGGAGAGGGAGGGGGCGGAGAGGGAGGGGGCGGAGAGCGAGGGGGCGGAGAGCGAGGGGGCCCACCUGGAAGAUGAGUCGGCUGCCAAGGACAAACAACAGAACCAGCACAGCUGCUCGGAAGUCAACAUACCUAGAAUACAGCACAAUUUAAACUAA
Molecule: messenger RNA, 3102 nt
Organism: Schistocerca americana (American grasshopper)
Lineage: Eukaryota; Metazoa; Arthropoda; Insecta; Orthoptera; Acrididae
Product: ribosome-binding protein 1-like
Exons: 3
Coding region: 1-3102 (1033 amino acids)
Source: RefSeq, a predicted model, not a curated record